Messenger RNA from Rhododendron vialii, 1184 nucleotides. RefSeq names its product F-box protein PP2-B11-like. The transcript has 3 exons. Gene Ontology annotation, molecular function: protein binding. The coding region runs from base 16 to 957 and encodes 313 amino acids. The record is from RefSeq and is a predicted model, not a curated record. Lineage: Eukaryota; Viridiplantae; Streptophyta; Magnoliopsida; Ericales; Ericaceae.
ACUUAUCUUUACUAUAUGAACAGAAGUAUAAUCAAACAUCUUCUGAAUAUGAUGGGAUCUCAUUUGUGUUUACCCAAAAGCCAGAGUGAAGAGUGCGAGAGAAGGAGAGGGAAAACGAUGGCGGAGUUGGGAAGGGAUCGUUUCUCGGCCUUGCCGGAAAGCCUGGUGAUCAUAGAAAUUCUCUCCCGAACAUCCCCGCGUGAUGUGUGCCGGUUUUCGGCCAUCUCGAGGGGAUUCAAAUCGGUCGCUGAUUCCGACAGCGUAUGGGACAGGUUUUUGCCGUCCGAUCAUCGGAAGAUCAUAUCGAGGUCGGUGUACCCCGUGGCCUUCUCCACCAAGAAACAACUCUACUUUCUCCUGGCUGACGGUUUUGUUCUCCUCGACGGUGGUAAACUGAGCUUCUCUUUAGAUAAAGCUAGCGGGAAAAAGUGUUUCAUGCUAGGAGCCCGAGAGCUUGCAAUUGAAUGCGGAAGGUUUCCAGUUAAUUGGACAUGGAGGCAUUUGCCACAGUCAAGAUUCUGGGAGCAGGCCAAUCUUCGUGCGGCGCCUUGUUUUGAUAUUUCAGGUAAAAUAGAGGCUCGAUUGUUGUCUCCAAAAACAACUUAUGUAGUGUACCUUUUGUUCGAUUUGGGGCCGCUAAAGUAUGGAUAUAAGGGUCUCCCAGCAAAGGCAUCCGUAAGAUUUGAAGGGGAAAGAGGAGAUGGAAAUGGAGCCGGAGAUGGUGAUGAGAUCACCAACAUUGUUUCUUUGGCAAUUCGACGAUUUAGUUCUGGUUCUGGCGGACAAUUUGCACAGCAAAGAAUGGAUAAGUGGAUGGAGACUGAAUUGGGAGAGUUUUUCAAUGGUCAAGGAAAUACUGGUGAAGUAGAGAUCCGGCUGAUGGGGUUCGAGGGAGAUUACAGGACAUAUGACUUAUUUGUUGAAGGCAUUGAGCUUCGGCCUAAAAUCGAUUCUUGAAUAACAGGGUGUGUUUGUUUGUUGCCUUGGCAGUGUACAUAUAUAUAUUAAGGUAUUUCAUUUUUCUUGUGAGCAUGGUUGUGCUAGUUCUUUUUUUUGGAAUUGGGUAAAUUUUGGUUUUAAAUUUGAUGAAGGAUGACUUGGUUAGAGCUAGAUUUAACGCUGGCAAUCCUUCUCUAUUGUUAAAAAUGCCUAAUAAGAUACCUAUAUCUAAAAUUUCAAAUAAA